GGUACAUGGUCCGAAAAACCGCUAGACCUGGGGGCCCCAAGAUGUUAGAAUGGCGACCUUGCACCGGAAAGAUUAGAUUUAAAAUUUACAAAACGACUUCAAUGUUCCACUUUGCGCACUUGUAACGUAAGUAAAUGUUUCAGAAUCUAGACGGCCCGCUGUGUGAGUAUUGCAACAUUCGCUUCGCAUCUGAGAAGGCGUAUCGUCAGCACAUAAAGGUUUUCUGCAAACGUGUCGAUUUAGGUGUGCGAAAACGUCGUCAAUGGCAGCGCUAUUACUCGUUCUAUAAUGACACCAACACGCCACGCAAGAGGUCGUGCAAGGGAUGGUGCCUGUGCGACCAGUGCGGGAAGUGGUUCCCAUCGCCCGGGUUGCUUUGGCAGCACUCGCAAGUGCACACCGGCGAGAAGCUGUUCAAGUGUGCGAUAUGCCACAAGGCUUUUAUGUACAAGCCUUCGUUGAAGGACCACAUGUUGAACGCCCACAGCGACAACCCGCCUCGGUUCCCGUGCGGGGUGUGCCACAGGGAGUUCUCGUGUACCUCAAACCGGCGCCGGCAUAUGUCGACACAUCAAGGUACUCGACUUCUCUACAAGUGUGACAUAUGCGACAAAUCUUUCACGAGCGCGUUCGGCAUGGAGCAGCACGUGACGCACGUGCACCGCAACGUGCCGUGGCCCAAGCGCAACCGUCGCGACAGACCCAAGCCCGGCACACGGAGGUCUAGUGUCACCACUAGUGACGAGGACACAAAUACUACUCCUGAGGACUAGUGCGUCAAAAUAAUCUAUACUAAUACUAAUAUCUAUACUUUUUUUUAUUUUUAUUUUUUUAAUAAAUAGAAUUGGAGUGUCUGUCUGUAAUUUCGAAAUAACUACCUGAUA
Maniola jurtina (meadow brown) is the source of this 884-nucleotide messenger RNA. RefSeq names its product zinc finger protein 189-like. The coding region runs from base 135 to 773 and encodes 212 amino acids. Lineage: Eukaryota; Metazoa; Arthropoda; Insecta; Lepidoptera; Nymphalidae. The record is from RefSeq and is a predicted model, not a curated record. The transcript is spliced from 4 exons.